Molecule: messenger RNA, 4393 nt
Organism: Phyllostomus hastatus (greater spear-nosed bat)
Lineage: Eukaryota; Metazoa; Chordata; Mammalia; Chiroptera; Phyllostomidae
Gene: HDGFL2
Product: HDGF like 2
Exons: 16
Coding region: 99-2120 (673 amino acids)
Biological process (GO): regulation of transcription by RNA polymerase II
Cellular component (GO): nucleus
Molecular function (GO): double-stranded DNA binding; transcription coregulator activity
Source: RefSeq, a predicted model, not a curated record
CUUCGUUCCCUGCUCCCGCCCCCGGCUUCGCCUCCCGCUGCUGCCGCCGCUGCCGCUGCUGCAGCCACUUCCCGCGGUCUGGGCUUCCCGCCGCCAGCAUGCCGCACGCCUUCAAGCCUGGGGACUUGGUGUUUGCCAAGAUGAAGGGCUACCCGCACUGGCCGGCCCGGAUUGAUGACAUCGCUGAUGGUGCCGUGAAACCCCCACCUAACAAGUAUCCCAUCUUCUUCUUUGGUACACACGAAACAGCCUUCCUGGGACCCAAGGACCUAUUUCCCUACGACAAGUGGAAAGAGAAGUACGGGAAACCCAACAAGAGGAAAGGCUUCAAUGAGGGACUGUGGGAGAUCCAGAACAAUCCCCACGCCAGCUAUAGCGCUCCUCUGCCGGUGAGCUCCUCCGACAGUGAGGCCCCUGAAGCUGACCCGGCGGGAAGGAGUGAGGACGACGAGGAAAGGGGGGUCAUGGCUGUCACAGCUGUGACUUCGGCAGCCACCAGCGACAGGAUGGAGAGUGACUCGGACUCGGACAAGAGCAGUGACACCAGUAGCCUGAAGCGAAAGGCAUCAGCUUUGAAGAUGUCAGUGUCAAAACGAGCCCGGAAGGCCUCCAGCGACCUGGAUCAGGCCAGCGUGUCCCCAUCUGAGGAGGAGAACUCUGAGAGCUCAUCUGAGUCAGAGAAGACCAGUGACCAGGACUUCACCCCUGAGAAGAAAGCUGUGGUCCGGGUGCCACGGCGGGGCCCCCUGGCAGGACGAAAGAAAAAGAAGCUGCCCUCUGCCUCUGACUCAGACUCCAAACCAGAAUCAGAAGGGGCCAAGGUUGAGCCAGUGGUGGUGGCCAGAUCGGCCUCCUCCUCCUCUUUGGCCUCCUCAUCCUCUUCCGACUCAGAUGUGUCAGUAAAGAAACCUCCCAGGAGCAGGAAGCCAGCUGAGAAGCCUCCCCCAAAACCCCGCGGGCGGAAACUGAAGCCCGAACGACCCCCGAGCAGCUCAAGCAGUGACAGCGACAGUGAGGAGGUAGACCGAAUCAGCGAGUGGAAGCGCCGAGACGAGGAGCGCCGCCGAGAGUUGGAGGCCCGGCGGCGCCGGGAGCAGGAAGAGGAGCUGCGGCGGCUGCGGGAGCAGGAGAAGGAGGAGAAGGAGAGGAGGCGCGAGCGGGCCGAGCACGGGGAGGCCCUCCACGGGGGCAGCGGGGGCAGCAGCGGCGAUGAGCUCAGGGAUGAGGAAGAGCCCGUCAGGAAGCAGCGCGGCCGGAAGGGUCGGGGACGGGGUCCCCAGUCCUCCUCUGACUCAGAGCCCGAGGCUGAGCUGGAGAGAGAGGUGAAGAAGUCAGCUAAGAAGCAGCCACAAAGCACAGAGCCUGUGAAGAGACCCAGCCAGAAGGAGAAGAGAGGGCGCCCUGAGGAGAAGCCCCGGUCCAGGCCCAUGAAGGUGGAACGAACCAGGAAGCGGUCAGAAGGGUUCCUACCGGACAGGAAGGUUGAGAAGAAGAAAGAACCUUCCGUGGAGGAGAAGCUUCAGAAGCUGCAUAGCGAAAUCAAGUAUGCCCUGAAAGUCGAUAAUCCGGAUGUGAAGAGGUGUUUGAAUGCACUAGAGGAGCUGGGGACCUUGCAGGUGACCUCGCAUAUCCUCCAGAAGAACACUGAUGUGGUGGCCACGUUGAAAAAGAUUCGCCGUUACAAGGCCAACAAGGAGGUGAUGGAGAAGGCCGCAGAAGUCUACACCCGGCUCAAGUCACGGGUCCUGGGACCAAAGAUUGAGGCUAUCCAGAAGGCAGCCAGAACCGGAGCAGAGAAGGAGCCGGCCGAGGCGGAGAAGGCCGAGGAGGCUCUGCUUGGAGAGGAGGCCCCGUCAGAGAGGGCAGAGGAUGAGACCAGUGCUGAUCUCUCUGCCUCCGUGAAUGGUGAGGCCACAUCCCAGAAGGGUGGAAGCACAGAGGACAAGGAGCAAGAGGAAGGACAGAACUUGGAAGAGGGGCCAGUGGGGGGCUCCUCUGAAGACCUGUUACACAAUGACAGCGCAAGGGAGGGCCCCGAUCUGGACGGGCCGGGGAAGGACCGUCAGGAGCGCCCGAGGGCGCGCGUGGACUCUGAGUCCCUGGACGACGAGGACAGCUGAGCCCCGGGCAGCCCGGCGGCCAGGCCCCGCCCGUCACGUAGCUGCCCGUAGGCCUGCCCCGUUCCUUCCCGGCCGCCCAGGGAGCAGGAAACUGUCGGGGAGAUGCUGUGCUCUUCGUUUGUAUUUGUCCCUCGGGGGUUUUUUUCUGCCCAAUUUCUGUGAUUUCCAACCGACAUGAAAUGACUAUAAAGGGUUUUUUUAAUGAAAAAAAUCACUUUUAUUGGUUUGGUUUUCUAGUGUUACUGGUGCAGCUGGGCUGGAAUUGGGAAGAGGUCUGGAGCUCUCAAGGGCCCACUUGGGGACAAAGUGUUCUAAGCCAUAAUGUCACCAUAUACAGUGAAUGUGAGCUUGGUUCUAAUGGUGUUCCCAUCCCGUUAGGGCUGACCGUGAAACAGUGGAGUAGGAACAAGGCCUUUCCAAAAAUAAUAAAUGAAAAAUAAAACUCUCUGAACCUUGAGUCUCAAAUGGAGGCUGUGGUUUGAUGUCCCGGGUUUGGCUUCCCAGUGCCCAGGAAGAAGGAGCAAAGAGGCUGGGUGGCUGCCAUGUUUUCCCCAGAAGCCAGUGCUGUGCUCACCUGACACAGCCGUUGUCCCUUCCGCCCCAGCUGCAGGCGGCACUGUAAUCCACUCCCCACGAGGCAAGCCCUGGAGUGCCUGGCCCAGAGCAUUCAGGCCUGGAAGGGUUCUGUGAGCCGUCCGUUGUCUCUGCGUGGCCAGAGGACAUAAGCACUGGAGGCAGGCUUCCCUGUGUGACCGUGGGCGAGUGGCACUCCUGCUCUGGGCUUCUCUUCUCUCCUGGACAGGGGUGACCCCAGCCUCACAGGGCUGUGCCGAGGAUUUAGACGGUGCGGGGUGGGGAGGUAGCUCUCGGCCAGGCACCCGCACACAGCAGUUCCCGGUUAGACAGUGGCCCCUGGCUGCAUUCAUCCAUCCCCGCUGAGGGAGGGAGGCCGUGGUGUGGCAAGGGACUUCCUGAGUCCUGCCCGCUUCCACUCCACCCCCACCGGUGCGACUGGACUUGAAGGCAAGUCACUUUGCCAGGUUUCUGUGAAUCCAGCGUCCUUACCUCUGAUUACCUAACAUGGUGAAGGCUGAGGGGAGAAAGGCUCAGAAGGUUCUCCAGUCCCCAGGGCAGAGCCUCUCCCAGACCCUGGACGCCUUCGGUAACCCUUAGCGAGAGCCAGCCCCUUGGUCCUGGAGCUCGGAGCGCCAAAUCGUUUCCGAGAAGAGGGUACAGUGUGGGGUGUGCCGUAGGUGUGCGGUUCUGGGAGCGGGGAGCCCAGCACGGCUUUGGCGGGCCACUGCUGUUUGGACGUGCAGCUCCCAGCUGGAAAGAGGCCGGGGCUGGUGAGGGAGCCUUUCUGGGAUGAACGUGGUGAGUUUUCACGUUCAGGUGCAGGGGCAGUAGACUAGGACCCCUGCAGCCGGGAAGGCAGGGACCUUCCAAACCAUGGCAGGCCCUAGUCUCCAACCCGGAGUACGUUCCUGAGACCUGGAGGGUCAUUCAGCACAUUUUGUCACCUACUCCCUAGGGCCCUGUCCCCAGUGGGAAAGUCCUUUUAUUCAGCUGUGGGCAGCCUCUGGGCCCAGGUACCUCAGAGACCAGAACCUCAGCUCUCUCAUAUGUGAUUGGCCUACAGGGCGGAACAGGUGGGUAAGUGGAAGAGGCAGAAGGGGCUUGAUUUGUAUCAACUCUUCUCACCCCCGGGUAAUGUCGUCCUCAAGGAAGGGCCCCGCAGAGCCUGGAGGUGAGGGGGUUGCUCCUGGUGGCUUUGUCCUCAAGAAUCCCCUUCUCUUAGCCACACUGGGGUUAACUGAGGCAGUGAGACCCUGCCUCCGGGUGAUGGUGACAUUCUGGUACAUUGUGGUGCAGGGUGUUUGCUGAGGGCUAGGAGAGAUGCUUUAGAGUCAGGGUGGAGAGGCGGGACAACAAGCUGAGCUGGUAGCUGAAGGCCCAGACGGGGGUGGAAGACCCCUGUCCCCUGCGAAAGUAAUGGGGCUCCUAGUGCAGGGAGCUGAGUGGAGAAUCUCCCAGACUCAGGCACUUUCCACUUCUCUUUCCUAACUGGUGUGCUUGCUCAGCAUUUUCAAGUGCAGGCCCUCUGUCCAUGGUCUUAGCCGCCCUGGGCUCCUAGGUCCAGCCGAGCUUGGGAAGAAAGAUAGAUGGCACAGUUUCAGAGCUGGGAGCGUGGCACGUCUACUGCAGAAAGUCCUCUGUGCGCCAACCAGCAGUGUCCAGCGAUUGGGGAGUUAGGGCUGGUUUGGGGUUGGGGA